Ostertagia ostertagi is the source of this 411-nucleotide messenger RNA. NCBI's taxonomy places the organism in Eukaryota, Metazoa, Nematoda, Chromadorea, Rhabditida, Trichostrongylidae. The record is from the annotation of a GenBank genome assembly.
AUGGAAAACUUUAUGCCAGACAGGACGCCUGCUUCGAAAGCGCUCAACUACCACCGCGCGACGGUCAAACUACUGGGAAUUCUGGAGAGGUCCCAAUUCGGAGAAGCUGCAAAUGUGAUCGAAUCACUGCUGAAGGUUGUGGUCAUUCCAACUACACGCGUCAUGAACUGGAGAAAGUUCCUUGAGAAUGUUGGCCAAAAAGCGCCAUACUACUACUACUGCAGUGCUGAUAUAUUGCCUGGUAACAGGAUGCUAUGUCUUUCUGUAUGUCCCCCUGGUACUCGGCCAACCAAUAAGAAUAGCCUCCCUAAUGAUCUGGGCCUUAUUGAAGGCAACAUUUCGAUGUUACAAGCGAGUCUUGGGGAGCAAUCGGGCGAGAUCAAGAAGAAAAAUUGCAGAAAUCAGCAAUAG